This is a messenger RNA of Gadus morhua (Atlantic cod), 6921 nucleotides long. RefSeq names its product adaptor related protein complex 3 subunit delta 1 (gene ap3d1). Gene Ontology annotation, cellular component: membrane coat; endosome membrane; presynaptic endosome. The record is from RefSeq and is a predicted model, not a curated record. The transcript is spliced from 35 exons. Gene Ontology annotation, biological process: neurotransmitter receptor transport, postsynaptic endosome to lysosome; synaptic vesicle budding from endosome; anterograde synaptic vesicle transport. NCBI's taxonomy places the organism in Eukaryota, Metazoa, Chordata, Actinopteri, Gadiformes, Gadidae. The coding region runs from base 200 to 4030 and encodes 1276 amino acids.
UCCAUUGCCAGAGUCUUUGCAUCGCACUGGACGCCCUGUCUGGCCUCGCCUUCAUCUGUCCGGGAUUAGUAAACAGCGACGGCUCCUGCAAAGACGGUACCCGGGUGGAUGAGAGACAGUGUAGCGGGUCGGCCAGCACCCCCCCAGACCUCUUGUCAGGCGCUCAGUCCCGUAGGACAGAAGCCAUAAAGUCACAGACAUGGCUUUGAAGAUUGUCAAAGGGAGCAUCGACCGAAUGUUCGAUAAAAACCUCCAGGAUUUAGUACGUGGCAUUAGGAAUCACAAGGAGGAUGAGGCCAAGUACAUCUCCACCUGCAUCGAUGAGAUCAAGCAGGAGCUCAAGCAGGACAACAUCGCCGUCAAGGCCAACGCCGUGUGCAAGCUCACCUACCUUCAGAUGCUGGGCUAUGAUGUCAGCUGGGCUGCCUUUAACAUUGUGGAGGUCAUGAGCUCCUCCAAGUUCACGUACAAGCGGAUUGGCUACCUGGCUGCUUCACAGUGCUUCCACGAGAGCACUGAUGUCAUCAUGCUGACAACCAAUCAGAUCCGGAAGGACCUCAGCAGUCCUAACCAGUAUGACACAGGCGUUGCCCUUACUGGCCUUUCUUGUUUCGUGACCCCUGACCUGGCUCGUGACCUGGCCAACGACAUCAUGACUCUGAUGUCGCACACCAAGCCCUACAUCAGGAAGAAAGCGGUGCUGAUCAUGUACAAGGUGUUCCUCAAGUACCCAGAGUCUCUGCGCCCUGCCUUCCCCAGGCUUAAGGAGAAACUGGAGGACCCCGACCCAGGUGUCCAGUCGGCAGCGGUGAACGUGAUCUGUGAGCUGGCCAGGAGGAACCCCAAGAACUACCUGUCUUUGGCCCCACUGUUCUUCAAGCUCAUGACCUCCUCCACCAACAACUGGGUCCUCAUCAAGAUCAUCAAGCUGUUUGGAGCCCUCACACCUCUAGAGCCUCGUCUGGGGAAGAAGCUGAUUGAACCCCUGACCAAUCUCAUCCACAGCACCUCCGCGAUGUCUCUUCUGUAUGAAUGUGUCAACACUGUGAUCGCAGUGUUGAUCUCCUUAUCGUCUGGAAUGCCCAACCACAGUGCUAGUAUUCAGCUCUGUGUCCAGAAACUGCGCAUCCUGAUCGAAGACUCGGACCAGAACUUGAAGUACCUGGGCCUGCUGGCCAUGUCCAAGAUCCUGAAGACCCACCCCAAGUCUGUCCAGUCCCACAAGGACCUGAUCCUCCAGUGUCUGGACGACAAGGACGAGUCCAUCCGCCUGCGAGCCCUGGACCUGCUCUACGGCAUGGUGUCCAAGAAGAACCUGAUGGAGAUCGUGAAGAAGCUGAUGCUGCACGUGGACAAGGCGGAGGGCACGACCUACAGAGACGAGCUUCUCACCAAGAUCAUCGACAUCUGCAGCCAGAGCAACUACCAGUACAUCACCAACUUUGAGUGGUACAUCAGCAUCCUGGUGGAGCUGACCCGGCUGGAGGGAACGCGGCACGGACACCUCAUCGCCUCCCAGAUGCUGGACGUGGCCAUCCGGGUCAAGGCCAUCCGGGAGUUUGCCGUGGCGCAGAUGGCCACCCUGCUGGACAACGCCCACCUGCUCACCGGCAACACGCAGCGCAACGGCAUCUGUGAAGUGCUGUACGCCGCCGCCUGGAUCUGCGGGGAGUUCUCCGAACACCUGGAGAACCCUAUGCAGACCCUGGAGGCCAUGCUGAGGCCCAAGGUGGCCACGCUGCCGGGCCACAUCCAGGCCGUGUACGUGCAGAACGCCGCCAAGCUGUUCGCCACGGUGCUGCGGAGCCAGGAGGGCAACACGGACCGCACGGCGGCGCAGGAGACCAGCCAGCUGAUGAUCGACCGGCUGCCCCUCUUCGUGCAGAGCGCCAACCUGGAGGUGCAGGAGAGGGCCUCCUGCAUCCUGCAGCUGGUGAAGUACAUCCAGAAGCUGCAGCAGAAGGACGUGGAGGUGGCCGAGGAGGUCAACGCGCUGUUCGCUGGCGAGCUCAACCCCGUGGCCCCCAAGGCGCAGAAGAAAGUGCCUGUCCCCGAAGGCCUGGACCUGGACGCCUGGAUCAACGAGCCGCCGUCCGAGAGCGAGUCGGAGGACGAGAAGCCCAGGACCAUGUUCACCCGGGAGGAGACCAAGCACUCCCGGCCGCGGCACACCGAGGUGGACGAGAAGGAGCUGGCCAAGAGAAGAGAGGUGAGGAAGCAGGAGCAGGCCAGCAACCCCUUCUACAUCAAGUCCUCCCCAUCCUCCCAGAAGGUUUACCAGGAGGCUCCAGGAGUGGACCACAUCCCCGUGGUGCAGAUUGACCUCAGCGUGCCUCUGAAAGUCCCCGGUCUGCCCAUGUCCGACCAGUACGUGAAGCUGGAAGAGGAGCGCCGGCAGAAGGACCGGGCGGACAAGAAGAAGAAGGAGAAGAAGAAGAGGAAGGAGAAGGGCGGCCGGCGGGGCAAGCGGGACUCGGGCCCCGAGAGCGAGGAGGACAUCACGCCGGCGCACAUGGUGGACAUCGUCACGGAGGAGAUGCCAGAGAAUGCCUUGCCCAGUGAUGAUGACGACAAAGACCCCAAUGACCCCCACAAGGCCCUAGACAUCGACUUGGACAGUUUGGUGGCUGCUGCCCGGCGCAGACCACUGGCUGACAGCGAGAAGCUUCCAGUGCGGUCCCACCGAUCCUCUGAAGCCCUGAAGACCAUGGCGGAGGAGGUAGAGGUCGUCGCCCCGCAGGAGGCAAAGAAGAAGGGCGGCAAGGAGAAGAAGGAGAAGAAGAAGGACAAGGAGAAGGACCGCAAGAAGAGCAAAGAGGAGAAGAAGAAGAAGAAACACAAGCACGAUGAGGGAGAGGAAGAUCUGAUGGGGGGUCAGACGGAAGAACCUAUGGUCCAAUCGGAGACGACCAAUGAUGUGGUGGCUCCGCCCCCAACCACCACUGCUGAGGUUUCGGAUCUGGAUUUCUGGCUCUCAAACGCUCCAGUGCCCUCUAACUCUCAGGAAGUGGCCGUAACCGCGGUUACCGCACCGGCAGCAGCAGCAGCAGCAGCGGCGGCCGGCGUUCCCCCUGCGGCUUCUGGCUCGGCGCCAGACUCGGAGCCUGAUGAACCCAAAGACGCGGAGGUGGACGAGAGCAAGUCCUCCAAACACAAGAAGAAGAAGCAGAAAAAGGAGAAGGAGGAGAAGGAUAAGAAGAAGAAGAAGAAGCAUCACCACCACCGUCACCAUAGCGACGGGGCCGGGGAGGAGUCUGUGCAAAAUGGCACCGUGGAGGAGGAGGAGGAGCCUCUGCCGCCCAUGUCCAAUUACUGCCUGCUGGCCGAGAACUCCUACAUCAAGAUGAUGAUGGAGGAUGCCGAUACGGUGUGUGACAUCCAGGGCAACCUGCAGGACGGGAGUCAGGUGGUGGUGUCGCUCAUCUUCGAGAACAAGUGUGACAGCUUCCUCAAGGCGAUGGAGUUCAACGUGCUGGACUCUCUGAACUCCAGGCUGCAGCGGCCCGACGGAGCGGGCCCUCAUGACGGCCUCACCGUGCCCUUCCAGCUGCCUCCCGGGGUGUCAAACGAGGCGCGCUUUGUGUUCACCGUUAAGAGCAUCGUGAUGCCUCAGAAACUGAAGGGAACCCUGGCCUUUAUAGUCAAGAAUGAAGACUCCUCCACCCAUGAAAAACUGGACUUCAAACUGCACUUUACCUGCACUUCCUACCUGAUCACCACUCCGUGUUACAGUGAUGCGUUUGCAAAGUUGCUUGAGUCGGGAGACCUGAAGGCCAGCUCUGUCAAGCUGGAGGGAGUCGUCAUGCCCUUCCCGCACCUGCUGGCCCGCAUCUGCUUCCACCAUCACUUCUCCGUUGUGGAGAGGAUCGACUCCUGUGCCUCCAUGUACAGCCGCUCCAUCCAGGGUCACCACGUGUGUUUGCUGGUCAAAACUGCUGAUCAGACCGUGUCCAUCGACGCUAAGUGUGACGAGCCGUCGCUGCUGAGCAACGUGCUGGAUGAGAUAAAGCUGACGUUCUCUCAGUGCUGAUUGUGUCUGGAGGCUGCAGGGUGCAACCCACCCCCACCACCAAAACGCCCCAGACUCACCACCACACACACACACACACACGUCUCAUAUCAGUCCCACCUCCCCCCUGGUCCCAACUGAAACACACUAGUAAUGGGACGCUACACCCGGCUCUCCCUCCACCCUCUAUUUAUUAAGCGUCGUUAAGAUCUCCUCUCCUUUUUGGCCUAGCUGUCACUGUCCCCAUGGUCUCCAUUCACACUGUUCUACACUCUGAGCUCGUCCCCUCUAUCCGACUCCCCGUUUUACUUUAUAGACUUGGCUGGCAACUCGCUCACUCCUCUUGAGGACUGAGCGUUUCCACAACACCCACCUCAGUCCAGCCUGUGGCUCCUCAAUGAGCCCAGAGGUUUUGGAAGGUUUGUGGCCUCUGGUCCUUCCCGUACCCCCGUCUGUUCUUAAUGCCCUUACUGUCUGCCAGCAUUACAGUCCGUUGCAGUCCUGUGUUUUGGCAACUGGACUUUUUUUGGUUGUGGUUGCUGUUGAUGGCUGAAUUGCGUUUUUACUGUUUUGGAAUUGAUUUAUUUUCCUUCUUCCUUGUGUUGGUGAGUUAUUUUUUUGUUGGAAACCUCUCUUCGCCUUUUUCUUGCUCUGCCCACUGACUCCUUUUUGUGUGUGUAAGAAUGUGUGUGCGUGUGCACACUGCUGUAUGUAUGUAUGCAUGAAUGCGUCUGUUUCUACUAUCCUAGCCACCAUGUGACUGACUCCUCUGCAUACUGGUUCAAGCUGGAAAAUCAACCUUCUCCCCUCCUGACUUAUCAUUGACCCUUUUUUAGAGAAAUCCCGGAGAGGGCUGGUUGCCCUCUGAUAAAAAGUUCAGAGAUGGAACUAAAGUUUCGCAUUUGGCACAAAUUAAACUUGUUGAGGUGCCAUUUGCUCCAACAUUAUUGUAGGAUCACACUUUACGAGACCCGGUGCAGAUUCAGAGAAAGUAUCCUGUGUGGGAGUCUGGCGGUGAUUGUGGAGGAUGGGUAGGUCAGUGAUGGGUUAUGGAUGGAUGAGUAUGGCUGACUGACUUCUGUUCCCCAGGGCUCCUCCCUCCCCCCUCGUCUGUGCGUCGGUGCUUUCAGGUCGUACUGGUCUAAGCUGGGUUUUUUUUUUUUGCUAACAAAGUCGUAUUAAUUAUUCUUAAACUUUACAUUUCUCCCCCUGCGUUCCUGCGCCAUUCACAAAGAACAAGAGAGAAAAAAAUGUAACGAUUCCCUUAAACACUAGUACUCAUGAGUAGGUGCACGAAAUAAGUGGUAUGGCUGUUGUUACAUUUCCCUCCCGCUCAUGUUUAUUGAGAGGCCAAUGACUGCUGAUUAAUGCAGUCCUUUUAAGUCGAUAAAGCUAUUGGAAAGAUGCUUUGCUUUGUCUAAACUGGCUGUUGGAUAAUAAAGGCUGUUCAAUUCGGUGUAAAACAGACGGGUGACCCGUUGUCGCCGGCUUGCUUCACCGGUUGGUCAAAGCUCUGCUCAUCAUACACAUUCAUCUCCUGUAGGAUAAUCAUUUCCGACUCUACAUUGUGGUUAUUCUUAUAAAUGUGGUCAGUCGUAGAUGAUUUCUUUCUCAAUCAGUAUUAGCUGAAAUGGCUUCAUUGGAAAGUAACUACUGUUGAAUAACAGAACGGAACGUGUUGCCUCAUGUUAUCUCGUCUGAAAACAUAAGCACCUGUGCUGCUUGCAUCAUAACCGCUUCACGGUGUGCACAUACAGUGUUCCUUCUCUCGUUUGAAACAGCCUUGUUCCUUUUUUGUACAUUGACAUCCAACAGUGGACAGCAACGGGUACAUUAAAAAAAAAAAAAAACUAUUUUAUGGCUUGCUCCAAGUUACUGUUUUUUAAUUGUAACUCUUGUCACCCUGGCCCAGCAUGACUUGGAUUAGCAGUAGCACGAUCAAAAUGGACUCUGUAGCAUCUUCUUGUUUUAUAUAUAUCCAUGUACAUCCAUUUAUCAAGCCACACCCUUAGAUAAAUAUAAUAAUGACGAUGGUAUUGAUUUUCCCAGUCCAUGUCGGCCAUUCCAUCUGCUUUUUUUUUUUGGUGCAGUAGUAGUUUGGAUACAGUUGAUAAGCGGUCAUUCAGAAAUGUCUGUAAAAAUAAAAGUAUAUAUAUAUAUAUAUUCCCUGUUCCUGAAAAUGCUUCGACUGAAAAUAAAACUUGAUUAACCCUGACCAUACAUUUUACUGAUAACAUUUAUUGUGCAUAUUGUUUUAUGAAAUGAUCUUGCAUGAUUAGGAAUGUAUACUUUCAUAUAAUUUCUUCCCAAACCAAAUACGUUAUCCAACAGACAAAAUUUACUUUUUCAUCUCUAUUGUUUAUUUGUUUCCCUUAUUUUUUUAUUUCAUUUUUACAAAGUUUACUUCACCAUUCUGCACUUUUGAUGGUAUUGUAUUCUUAGAUAUCAUGAGUUCAGGCAUUUAUCAAAUAUAGACAAGUCUUUGAAUGUUUUAAAUUAUUGAACAUCGGGACGAGGGAUGUCAUGACAGUUUUGAGUGUGGAUGAGGCUCGGACAGAGUUCAGAAUAGGUCACAUUACACACAGUGCUCUUGAGAGGCAAGCAGUCCACUGUGUCUUAACUAUCAGUGGCGUUGUAGUGUUCUCUUUUUUUUUUUCUCAAGGUUUUGCUUGUGACAUUGAAUUGUACUCUUCUUUUUUGAGGGCUAUGGUGUUAUUCCUUCAUGCUCAGAUUAUCCAACUGUAAUAUGUAAUAUAACGUUUCAAAGGGGACUGAGGAAAAAACGUAAGUUGUUAAAUACAUUCCCUUUAAAAACUACCCGAUAUAUUGAAAAAAAAAAAAAAAAAAAGCUGUAAGAAGCUGCUGUAGUCUUUUGUGUUACAGUGAAACAAUAAACUACCAUAUGAAUAAAA